UACUUAUUCAACCGUAACAUAUAUACAAAAAUAACAAAACGGUACAUGUGUUUACGUGGCGGGUAUGUACAUUAUGGCUCAUCCUGAAAUUGUAGUCUAUUAUUGACUUAAUGCAGAAUCCACUGUAGUCUAUUAAAUUGGUGCAGAACUCACUGAGGUCAGUACCUCCGAGGAGUAAUACCUAUCGUAAUCCGGGGAUUAAUCAGGUGUAAAAGGAUGCCAGACGGAGAGACCAUGUCAUCAAAGGCGAAGGAGUGUUUACAUGGCAUGGUCAAGGCCAUGACGCGCAAGAAAAAACUGACAGAUGAUAUGUACGAGACGCCAUUGAAAAGAUGCCUUACCACGUUUGAUCUCACGUUACUCGGGAUUGGUCACAUGAUAGGUGCUGGUGUUUAUGUUCUAACUGGAACCGUAGUCAAGGAUUUAGCUGGACCGUCUGCUAUUUUGUCCUACCUCUUUGCGGGCUUUGUUGCUUUGUUAGCUGCCCUUUGUUAUUCGGAAUUUGGCGCCAGAGUACCAAAAGCGGGAUCGGCUUACACGUACACGUUUGUCGCUAUUGGAGAACUUAUGGGUUUCAUAAUUGGAUGGAAUAUUAUUCUAGAACAUUUACUAGGGGCAUCAUCUGUAGCCCGAGCCUGGAGUGGUGCAAUUGAUUCCCUUUUUAAUGGUACUAUAAGAACUGGAAUUAUAGAAAAUAUCGGACACUUAGGAAAAGAUUCCAAGUGGAUCUCUGAUUAUCCCGAUUUUAUCGCUUUCGCAAUAUCAAUAAUCAUUUUUAUUGUAAUAGCAUCUGGAGCAAAGUUUACAAUGAACUUUAACAACGUUUUUACUUUAAUCAACGCAAUUGUUAUAAUAUUUGUCAUUUGCGCUGGAUUUUACUUCGCUGAUCUUGCAAACUGGACUGAUCCAAAAAGAGGUGGAUUCUUCCCGUAUGGUUUCGGAGGAACAUUAUCUGGUGCAGCUACAUGCUUCUUUGCAUACGUAGGAUUUGAAGGAAUUGCAGUUGCUGGGGAAGAAGCGAAAAAGCCCGAAAAGUCUAUCCCACUCGGCACUUUUCUUGCGUUAUCUAUCGUAUCCCUAUUGUAUGUUCUAGCAACAAUUUCAUUAACCCUUAUGGUAGAGCACACUGAAGUUUCGCCUACAGCAGCAUUCCCGAUGGCAUUUGCAACACGUGGGGCCCAUUGGAUAAAAGUAAUUGUUGCAUUUGGCACUCUGUUUGGACUAACAACUUCACUGUUAGGAUCUGCUUUCUCCGUCACAAGAGCAAUUUAUGCAAUGGCUUCAGAUGGUUUGUUGUUUUCUGUUUUAGGUUAUGUUCAUCCAAGAACACAAACGCCCGUCGUCGGAAUUGCUGUCUUUGGAUUGAUAUCAGCGUUCAUGUCCUUGAUGUUUGAAAUGGAAACUCUUGUAGAAUUCAUGUCGAUUGGAACACUGUCUGCGUACACUAUUGUAGCUGCUGCUGUUAUAAUCGUCCGGUACCAGUCUGUUGGAGACUGUCAGUUUAAAUUAAAACCGGAAGAGGAAGACUUAGAUACCGCAGCAUCUGGUGUAAAUGAAGAAAGUGCAAUAAUUAAAAAAUCUAAAAGUCAUGACGAUUUUGGAAAAUUGAAAGAAAAACUACGCCACCUUCCAAUUCUUAAAACAGUACCAGCAGGUAGAGCAGCUCUAUAUGCCACAUAUUCGAUUAUUGUUUUUAUUAUAUCUUUUUGUUUAAUUUUAAUAGUAGGAUUUGAUUAUCUCCGAGCAGGUGCUUGGUGGGCUAUCCUGUUAGAAAUACUGUUUGCAGCUGGUAUGGUUAUUUGCUAUCUAAUCAUGAUUGCACAUGAGAAAAAUGAUGCAUUUAUAACAUUUCAGAUGCCAUUUGUUCCAGUAAUACCAUGUCUCAGUAUGUUUUGUAAUGUUUGUUUGAUGAUGACGUUAAACCACUUGACGUGGAUCCGACUAGCCAUUUGGAUAGCUAUAGGUUUGUUGCUGUAUUUCUGUUAUGGUAUCUGGCACAGUCACGAGCGUAAUCAACCGGAAGUCUAUGAUCAGAUGAUAAAUUAUACAGGCGAUGCAGAACUGACUACUUCCAUGCAAAGAUUGGAAGAAGAUAUACGAGAGCAACAACCAAAACGUAACACAGACGAAGCUUACGUCCAAGAUUCAUAUGGUUCUAUGUAAAGCCUCCAUUUCAAAAUAUAAAGCAUUGUGGGUGUUGUUACGUAUGGAAUAUGUAUAGCCACCUUUUCAAAUUCUAAAGGAAUGUUGAUUAUGUUACGUACACGAUUCAUAUGGUUCUAUGUAGCCCACCUUAUGGUUCUAUGAAAGCUACCAUUUCAGAUUUGAAAGAAUUGCUCUUGAUGUUAUGUCAAAUACUCGUAUGGAUCUAUGUUAAACCAUCUUUUUAGAUAUGAAAAAAAAUAUUAAUAAUUGUACGUACAUGAUUCGUAUUGAUCUAUGUAUAGCCACUUUUUAAAAUCUAAAGAUUUGUUGGGUAUUUUACGUACACUAUUCAUAUAGAUCUAUGUACAGCCACCAUUUCAGAGUUUAAAGCAUUGUUUGUAACGUUACCAUGGUUACUUACAAGAUUCAUAUGUAUCUAUGUAAAGCCACCAUUUUAAAAUCUAAAGCAUUGUUGGUGAUUUUACUAGUAUGUACAAGAUUCAUAUGGAUUAAUGUAAAGCAACCAUUUUAAAAUCUAAAGCAUUGUUGGUAAUGUUACAAGUAUAUACAAGAUUCAUAUGGAUCUGUAUAAAGCCACCAUUUUGAAAUCUAAAGCAUGGUUGUUAUUGUUACAAGUAUGUACAAGAUUCAUAUGCAUCUUCGUAAAACCAGUAGGUAAACCAGUUGUUAGUAAUAUAUUCCAAAGUUUACAAUAAAAUUAUCAUUAGUCCUUAAGAUUUUAAAACUGCAAAUGCAAAAGAUGUCAUAAGAAUGAGAGGUAUCGACAAUAUUUACAUCCUAGAUGUAUUUACUGUUGUAAAUAGCAAAAAUGUCCCAUGAUAAAGGUGGUAUUGUGCAAUAGUUUACCUGCUAGUUGUUUCUGUUUAAAACCUGGCUAUAACCUGGCAACAUUAACAGCUUAACCAUUCAUAAGGCUUUAAAGGUAGACAAGUAAUUGAGUGAUCUGAUAAAUAAAAAAAACUGUAUAUAUCAAAACAUUAUUUAUUUCUCGAAAAGCUAGUUUCUAUUUUUCUAAGAAAAAACGAGUGAGGAAAAUAUUUUUGUUUAAAAUUGAAAUAUUUAGUAACAUUAAAAAGGUCUUAAAUUACCCGACCGUGGGAAUAGAGUGUAAUGAAGCACAUUCGUGUCAGUUUAAAAAGGUUAUAUUAUUCCUAAAUCUGUAAAAAAAAAAAAGCUUUAAUUGUUAACAUAGCUGCAAGGUUUUUAAAUGUCAAGGGUAUGUACAUCAUUUAGUUGGACGCUGCCAAAAUACAUCUUUGUUUCGUUCAAGUUGACUGUACUGUGUACAAGUAGAGUACAAGUAGAUUAUAUACAAACACUUAAGAUGAACUUGAUUUUUGUAAUGAUCAGCAUCAUGGUAUAUUUUUUAUGAUUUAUUUUCGCCAUACAUUGUAUAUAAUGAUUUCAUAUUCAUUGUAAGUUCAUAUUCAUCAGUACUCUGAUGUAAUUUAUUUGAAAUUGAAGAUGAAAACCACUUAUUUUUCAACUGUCCUUCAUACAAUCUGGAUCUGCGGAUCUAUAUAAACACCCUUAAAAGAGUGAAGUGAACAUAGUCUUCAUUUGAAUGAUUGCAGUAUAUUGUUCUUUUUUUUUAUUAUUAUUAAAAACUGAUUACGAUAUAUAAUGAUGUCGGAUAAUAUCAAUUGUUUUGUGUAUUACUUAUGCUUGCUUGUGAAUGGUAUCAUCAUAUGUAACAUCUAUAAUAAUCUUAUUACAUUGGAAACUUUAUUGAACUUCAUGUAACUACAUAUUGUGUUGUUAUACAUAUUGGUAUAAAAAUGGUCCGUAAAUAAGGGCAACAGUAGCAUACCGUUAUUUCCUAAUCAUGAUAGUUUGAUUAAGUAAAAACAAAUUCGGGUCACAAAGUUAAAUCGAGGAAAAUACAUCAGGUGUAAGGAGAGUUGUUGGAUUGGCUAUUUUAGCGCAUCUUCCUUUUUAUAACCUGUUAUUUUCCCCCCCUGUGUUUUGUAAAUUUCAACUGAUUUAUUUUAUAAUUUUGAUGAACAAAUGUAAGUAUCAUUAUGCACACCUAAUAUGCAAUGGAUUGACAUGAACAUUUCACGCCAAAUUGAACACCAAUUAUGAAAAGGAUCAACCAUUGCUUCAAGCUUAAGGCUUUGCAAAUACAACUGUUUCUCAAAACACGCCUCUUUUGGGGAGAUCUUGAAUAUUCAUAGAAAAUUAAUUUUUGUUUACAUACUGGUUCCCAGUUAUGCUCUCUGUGUACCAUCUCAUAGAGACAUAACUUUGGAAUGUUACCAGUACAUUUACAUGUGCAUUUUGUGGAUAGUUGUCUCAUUGGCAAUCAUACCACAUCUUCUUUUUUAUAUAUAUUGUUUACAUAGAGAUCUGUGAUAACCUUUCAUUCGAGGAGGGGGUAGUGUUAGUUUAAACUCUGAGAAGUUCAGGGCAUAUAAACGGUAAAAAUAUGCCGCACAGCCCUAUAUUUUGACCUUUGAAAAAAAUUGUGGUGCAAAUUAACUUUCAAUUCUAGGAUAAGAUUUUUUUCAAAACUUCAUAGUAAAAGUGGUACAGUUUGAGUCGUAAAAGGAGUUCCUAUGGGAGAUUGCAGUGUCAAUAUUUACAGUAAUGCAACAUUAAAUCGACCUUCUACUAUAAACGAAAAUAAUAUUUGUAUAAUGUUAACUUAACAGCACAAAGAUG
Mytilus trossulus (common blue mussel) is the source of this 4830-nucleotide messenger RNA. Its product is annotated as cationic amino acid transporter 4-like. Gene Ontology annotation, cellular component: plasma membrane. Lineage: Eukaryota; Metazoa; Mollusca; Bivalvia; Mytilida; Mytilidae. Gene Ontology annotation, biological process: transmembrane transport; amino acid transport. The transcript is spliced from 5 exons. The record is from RefSeq and is a predicted model, not a curated record. Gene Ontology annotation, molecular function: amino acid transmembrane transporter activity. The coding region runs from base 217 to 2163 and encodes 648 amino acids.